AUGCGCUACGGUCAGGGCAAGAUCCGCUCUCUUUGCAUCGACUACAUCAACGUGCUCACGUGUCGAGCGACGAAGCAGCAACCGCGCAUUCGAUCCUACUUCCGCACUCACCAAGGAAUCCAAAUGACGCUGGCGCUGCUGCAAGGGACCGACCUGGCGGCACAGCUGGCCACCGCCUCGCUCUGUCAAUCGCUGGCCUUCAACGACUUCUCCUCUGGCAACUCUCUGCUCCAUCACGGCGCAAUCCCUGCGUUGCUCAAGGCACUCGACAGUCCGAACAUCAACGUGCGCCGAAGCGCCGCAGGAACGCUUCUCAACCUGCAGCAGUGCCACCAGACCUCGCGGAAAAUAUGCGAGGCCGACGGAGUGCGGUUGACGGUGAACAUGUUCCGGGACUGUCCGUCGUUUCACGUUACACUGCAACAGGAACUGGCUGGUGUCAUGUGCAACAUCGCCGUGUCUGAUCGCGAGGGCGCGCAAGAACUGACGUCAACCGACGCGGUCGAGCUUCUCGUCGCCAAGCUCACCACCACGGCGGACAAUGCCAUCGACGGAGACUCGGCAGUACUCCAGCUUAACAGUGCGCUGGCGUUGCGGAGCAUUGUUCUCAACUCCGAACGCGUGGAAGCGGGCGACUUGGAGUGUCUGGACGUACCGACGGCUGGCUUCGUCGCGGUCCGCAAGCACGUAGACCAAAUCCUCGAGAUCUAUCGCGAGCCCGUGGUCUCCGCCAAGCACAGCUCGGCUGGGGCUGCGCUCUGUGCGCUGGCGCACUUCGAUGCUCGAUGCCGCGAAGCCAUCGCCGACCUCUCGCACUGUCAUUUGGCGCUCAGGUGGAUAGCAGAGAAUCCCGGCAGCCACAGCGGCGACAUGUGUGAAAGCGUGCUGGUGCUGUUGCAGAGCGUCACUGAAGCGAGUGAAGAGUGUAGACAGGCGCUCCUCCAACUCGCCCCUCUUGAGGCGCCGGCCGAGGCCGAAGUCGGUGGUGCUGAGGGUGCUGUCGAGGAGCACAACGCAGCCAUGCAACUGACGUCCGACUACGUCGACAGCAGCAUCAGUGGAUGGGCGGUCAAGGAGCUGCUCGCGCUGACCGAGAAUUCGUCAUCGCCCAACGUAAAGUGGUUCGCCGCCAGGUGUUUGUUUGCGUUGACAUUCAACGAAGAGAGGGUGAGUCGCUGUCUGCUCGACCUCGAUGGCGCCUCUCGGGUGAUGAGCCUCCUGCGACAGCACUCGGAUUCGCUCGCGCACCAAGAGCUGUGCUGGACGCUGGCCAAUGCGUUCCAUUGCGCCCGCCGCCGGGGCGGGCAGCAGCCAACCCUGGCCGAAGACGACAUCUCCCUGUUUGCCCAGCUCUUGCAAUCGGACAACGUCAAGUUGGCCACCCGCUUCGCGGCGGUGGCCAUUCUCGCCAGCGUUUUGCCGGCUGCGGGGACCGAGGCAGGCGAGCAGCCGGGUUCCCUCUUUCCCGAGCUUCUCGCGCGGUUGCGCGCCGUCUCGCACGUGGAGGUGCAGUUCUACGCGGCCUGGGCGCUGGCCAUCGCCAGCCAGGUGCAGCCCGAGUGGCUUACACACGCGAAGCUUCGGGCUGCUUCAGCCGCGGAAGAGGCGCUGGGCAGCGACUUGCGGCAAACGAUGUCGGCCGUCGGGGCGUCGGUGCUUCGGUUCCACCGACACGCUGGCCAGCAGGCCCUCGCCGCUCUUGAAGAGCUCUCAUUCUCCCUCGAGAAAGCGGAUUAA
This is a messenger RNA of Acanthamoeba castellanii str. Neff, 1737 nucleotides long. Its product is annotated as HEAT repeat-containing protein. NCBI's taxonomy places the organism in Eukaryota, Discosea, Longamoebia, Acanthamoebidae. The record is from RefSeq and is a predicted model, not a curated record. Gene Ontology annotation, molecular function: protein binding. The transcript has 12 exons. Bases 1 to 1737 code for a protein of 578 amino acids.